Molecule: messenger RNA, 1566 nt
Organism: Symbiodinium sp. CCMP2456
Lineage: Eukaryota; Dinophyceae; Suessiales; Symbiodiniaceae
Source: the annotation of a GenBank genome assembly
AUGCAAGGAGCUUGGGCUGCCAUUUCUGGCUUGCAAAACAUGCUGCGCAACACAAUCGAGGCGAAUGUAAUACACCGCAACAUCGUCAUUUCGGCAUGCGCCUCUGUCGCGGCCUGGUCGUCAGCGUGGGCUGUGCUCAAGAACUUUCGUGCUGCAUCGGUCGAAGCCACAGCCAUCAGCUAUGGUGCUGCUGUUGCAAGCGUGAAGCACGGCUGGCACCGUGCUUUGGCUUUGAGCGAUGCAUUGCUACUCUAUGGCCUUCGCUCCAACUCCAUCAUCAUGACAUCGGUUGCAGCCGCGAUGCAGCAAGGUCUUCAGUGGCAGCGGUCUCUUGUGCUGGCUGCUGGGAGCCGCGCUUUACCCCCCAGUGUGAUUUGUCAGAAUGCUCUGGCAUCCGCGUAUGGAAAAUGCGCGCUCUGGCCAGCGGCCCUUCACAUUCUGAUGGCCCAGAAAUCUGUGGCCAUGCAGCCAGACGCAAGUACAGUGGGAACCGCCACGGAUGCUUUCGCUUGCUCCAGAUUGUGGAAGAGUGCGUUGCACAUUCUGCAUGGGAUGAUGGACUGGCAGAUCCGCUGCCACCAGAUUGCCUAUCACUCGGCAGCCAGCGCAUGCGCUGCCGAUCGAUGUUGGAGAGAGGUCUACGGGCUACUCGAACGCAUGGCUUUUCGCCUCACCGAGUUGACUGCCAGGAGCUUUAACGUGGCGAUUUCCACGCUGCCAGAAACGGCGAAGUGGAGUGAUGCCUUUGCUUUGCUGGAGGCAUUGUCCAGCAAGGCCUUGGAGCCGAGCACGGUGUCUUUCAAUUCCAAAGUUGAUGCUUGUGGCCACUGGGCGUCGUCAGUCGCUAUUCUGGAGACUAUGCGGGCCGAGGAUACAGCUCCUGACCGGCUCAGUUGCAAUUCUGCUCUCAGCACCUGCUCGAGCGACGAAGCGUGGCAAAUGGCCCUGUCUAUAGCAGGCCAAAGUCAUCAACACGAGUCGCUGGAUGUCAUUGGCAUGGACUCGGCAGCUUGUGCCUGUCAGCGGCACUGGGAGGAGGUGUUAAAUCUCAUCGCCGGGCUCUUGCCAAAAACUGUUCGCCCUAGCCACCUGGCACGUUCUCAGUGGAACAGCUGCAUGCUCAAUCUCCUUGAAUACAGUAUCUUGGAAGAUUCUGCGCUGAGGACCCGCAAGGAUAUCAUCUCCUACAACUCAUCCAUCAGCGCAUGUGAGCAGAGUUGGACACAGGGCCUGGAAUGCUUUUCGGCAGUGUUGCGGAAUCAGCUACUUCCCGACCUUGUGACAUACAACGCCGCUUGCCACUCCAGCUCCCCUGCAUCGUGGCUAUCAAGUCUGAUGAUUUUCAGUCAUCUCAACCACAGCAAGCUGGCAGCUGACAAGGUCAGCUGCGGUACAGUGCUGGAUGCUUGCAGUCUGGGGUUCAGCUGGGGUGGCGCCUUGCAGACCCUUCAGCAAAUGCACGGCCAGACACUGCGUGCCAACGCUUGGACCAUCAGCUCAGCAGUUCGCAGCUGCGAGAUGAGUCUGCAUCCUUCAACUGCUCUGGGCUUUGUAUUGAGAUCCUGA